AGAUAAGCCAAUAGCAUGCAUCAACAACUUGGACUCUUAUUGGGCCAAUUAAAAAUUCAAUAUGAAUGGUGGUAUACUUGGGCCGGGUACACAACCCAACUGUUUAGUGCCCUUUAUCUAGAUUGUGCCAUUGUUCGUGAGUGGUUGGUUAGAUUAGUGACAUAUCAUCACUUUGCUUAUAUAAAAAGAAUCCAAAAAGAAAAACUUAUAACUGAUCUUCAUUUCAUAUAUCCUGUUAGUACCAAAUCGCGUCUUCUGCUCUGCAGUCAAUUUGGUAUUCCAAAUCGCCUCUUCCGGUUCUGCAAUCGAUUUCUGAUUCCCCAAAUCCGCUUCUGCAACCAGAUGGAAGCGGGAAUAUUUCUUCGUUCAAUGCCGUUAAUUCCCUCUGGUCACCAUCUUCCUUCUUUCCGGCAAUACUCUAGGAUUUCGGCCAACUUACAGGGAGGUUACAAAGGACCCAGGCCAAAGACGGAAGUGAUCGCUGAUUGGGUAUCGAACAAUGAUGAUGCUGUUAGGAGCUUGCCGAUUUACGUAGGAGGGAUCUCUCUAUUGGGCGUUCUGUUUAACCGAACAGCUUCUGGCAUAGCCCCGGUUGCCGAUGCCUCCAGUUCUCAGUCAAGAGCUGAUCUACUUACAAUCGGGUUAGCCGUAACCAACAUUCUAGCUGGCCUGGUGUGGCUAUCGAUUCGACCGAAAACCAUAUCAGUGGUGCCACCUCGAGGUGUGGAGUGUGAAAGAAUACAUUCCGACAUUCCAGAUGUUGUAGCUUCUGAAUUAACAUGGGCAUGGGAAUCAUUGGAAACCGUGACAUGCUGCAGGUCGCUUGUUAUUGUAUAUGAUGGUGUUUGUGUUCUCCAAAUUGGAUAUGCUUCUGUAUCUUCCUCUAAUGACGGUGAAACCCCGACGGUUGUAGAUUCCGUUAAGUUGAUGCAAGGAUCGAUCUAUCAAGGUGUUAUUAAGUCAGGAUCACAGAGCUACUUGGCAAAUUUAUCUCUUUAUCCGGGAAAAUCUGAGCUCCCAUUUCUCCCUUCAAAUACGCAGGCGGUGAUAUUGCAGCCGAUUGGAGAUAAAGGAAUUGCAAUACUUGGGGGUGAUACCAUCCGUGGCUUCACAACAUCUGAUCAGGCAUGGAUCACAUUAAUAGGAGAGAAGCUGGAUGCAACACUUUCUAAGCAUAUAACCAGCAGCAUCCCUUUGCCAAGUGGCACAACAACAUAGUGUUGUUCUUAGUUCAGCCGGGAAAAUCACGAGAAUAGCCAGGUUGACGCCGUCAUUUCCAAAUUGGCCAAUUGACACCUCUCGACGAGCCGUUUCCGUCAACUGAAACGGCACAAAGAUACCCUCCAACGCCAACCGUUUAGAAGACGACAUGUGUCCGACACACCCUGAAACGGCUCUGAGCCGUUUCAGAAGACCAAUCUUGAUGAAAGAUCUCAGCCGAGCCGUUUCCCGUGGCUCCUGAACCCAAGCCGGCUGAGGACCCUAGCCGAGUACCUUCAACGAGCGAAGCCGUUUCCAAGGGUUGGAGCCGGCUUGUCAUUUGCGUCGUUUCCGUACACACCACUGUAGCCAAGCCGUUUCAGCCUACUGUUCAAGCCGUCUGAACUAACUGAAGCCGUUUCAGAUGUCUCAAGCCGUUUCAGCUGUUUCGAGCCGUCUCAGCCAAUCGUUCGAGCCGUUUCCGUACACACGUGGACCCACCACUGCAGCCAAGCCGUUUCAGCCUACUGUUCAAGCCGUCUUAGCCUACUGUUCGAGCCGUUUCAGCUGUUUCCAAGCCGUUUCAACAAUUGUCGAGUGUAUAUAUGUUUAAAUGUGUUAUUGGGAUUUAUACAACAUCAGAUUUUGUAGUAGAAACUUAAAAUUAUGAAGAUUCGUUUAGUUGUAUACAGCGGGGGAAAGUGGCAAAUCGUUAACAGAAACUUGGAGUAUGUUGCUGAUGCAAGUAGACGUGGUUUAGAAAUUGAACCCAACCUUUCAUACAUUGGUCUUUUAAGUAAAGUUUCUAAGUUGUGUGGUACUAAAAACAUUACAAAAUUAUCGUACCGGUUGUCUUCGUUUAGUGAUCCAGUCGAUAUAAUUAAUGACGAAGAUCUUGCAAUUUUUUUUAAAUUUGCUACGGAAAAUCUUUUUGAAAUAUAUAAAUUAUACGUCGUUGAAGAGUUUUGUGCUGGAUGAUCUAGUUUUUCAACUCCAAAUAAAUCUAAAGUUCCUGAUUUAAAUGUUUGUGUUAACAAAGCAAAUGAUGAUGUUUUAAACGACCACCAACCAAAUCCCGAUAAUUCAUUUGAGCUAGGGUACGUAUUUAAUAACAAAGAAGAAAUGAAACUUGAGUUGGGAAAAAAAUGUUUGCUAGAACGAUUUGAGUUUAAAGUAGAUAGAUCAUCUAAAACGCGGUACGAAGUGUCGUGUUUGGUGGACGGUUGCGACUGGCGUUUUCGUGCAUACAGUGUUGGCGGUAGUGGGUAGUUUUUUGAAACGGCUUGGAAACGGCUCGAAAAGUAGGCUAAGACGGCUUGAACAGUAGGCUGAAACGGCUUGGCUGCAGUGGUGUGUACGGAAACGGCGCAGAUGACAAGCCGGCUCCAACCCUUGGAAACGGCUUGGCUGCAGUGGUGUGUACGGAAACGGCGCAGAUGACAAGCCGGCUCCAACCCUUCGAAACGGCUUGGCUCGUUGAAGGUACUCGGCUGGGUCCUCAGCCGGCUUGGGUUCAGGAGCCAUGGGAAAUGGCUCGGCUGAGAUCUUUCAGCAAGAUUGGUCUUCUGAAACGGCUCGGAGGUUUCAGGGUGUGUCGGACACGUGUCGUCUUCUAAAUAGCUGGCGUUGGAGGGUAUCUUUGUGCCGUUUCAGUGGACUGAAACAGCUCGUCGAGAGGUGUCAAUUGGCCAAUUUGGAAAUGACGGCGUCAACCUGGCUAUUCUCGUGAUUUUCCCUAAAAAGUAAGUGAUUUAAUUUACAUGUACCUGUUUCCUGAGUGUGUGUCCCAAAGAUGACAGAUUGGUAAAAAAAUUAAUACAGGGAGAAUUUCAUAUAUCCUCUUAGUCCAUCACAGUGCUCAAUUCUUGCAUCUCUUAGGAUUAAUUAACUGUGUAAAUUGGGUUAGUAGUGUUGUAUAUUUCCCAUUGUAUGCUGACAGUUUUGCAAAUUGUUGAAACUCAAGCUUGCCUUCAAAUAUUGGUACUUUUCUUAAAUGGGGUGAAAAUCAUGUGGUUUCUAAUUGUGUAGACCGUAAGAUGUAUUAUGAUUAAUGAUUUAACGGGUACAAAACAGAUAUUAUCUUGUGGCUGCAAGAUUCUUAUACCAGGUUUACUGUUUCUAUUACCAUGUCUAAAUGAAUACUAGUAACUUUACAAUUUU
This is a messenger RNA of Helianthus annuus (common sunflower), 3360 nucleotides long. RefSeq names its product protein COFACTOR ASSEMBLY OF COMPLEX C SUBUNIT B CCB4, chloroplastic. Gene Ontology annotation, cellular component: chloroplast. The coding region runs from base 16 to 1218 and encodes 400 amino acids. Gene Ontology annotation, biological process: cytochrome b6f complex assembly. Lineage: Eukaryota; Viridiplantae; Streptophyta; Magnoliopsida; Asterales; Asteraceae. The record is from RefSeq and is a predicted model, not a curated record. The transcript is spliced from 10 exons.